UUUUAUAAACGUUCAAAUAUCCUUCCUUACCGUCUAAGCAACCACGGAAACAAAGACCACAGAUUGAAGGAAGAAGAGAAAUAAAAGAACCCGAUCGAUCAAGGGCUUGUUGUAAGAGAUGGAGUUGACGAUGGUGAAGAACGAAGAGAACCCUGGGAGGCGCCGCCUGUGUGCAGAAGACCCUGAGGCUCAGGCAGCCCGGUGUGUCAAGAGAAGGAGAAGAGACCCGCCUCCAGUUGCGGUUAGUUGUGACAACAGCCAGACUGAGCAGAAGUUGCCGCAAAAGCUAGCUGAUCAAACUCUUACUACCACCAUGAAGAGAAGCUCGAGAUUUCGGGGUGUCAGCAGGCAUCGGUGGACUGGUCGAUUCGAAGCUCACUUGUGGGAUAAGCUCUCAUGGAAUGUAACACAGAAGAAGAAAGGGAAACAAGUUUACCUUGGAGCUUAUGGCGAAGAAGAAUCUGCUGCAAGAGCAUAUGAUUUAGCAGCGCUCAAGUACUGGGGAGCAUCGACUUUCACCAACUUCCCGAUAUCGGACUAUGAGAAAGAAAUCGAGAUCAUGCAAUCUGUGACGAAAGAAGAGUUUUUGGCCUCGUUAAGAAGAAAAAGCAGUGGAUUUUCAAGAGGUGUAUCUAAGUACAGAGGAGUAGCAAGGCACCAUCAUAACGGCAGAUGGGAAGCAAGAAUCGGAAGAGCUUUCGGAAACAAGUACCUCUACCUUGGCACUUACAGUACCCAAGAGGAAGCAGCUCGCGCCUACGACAUUGCAGCGAUUGAGUACAGAGGGAUCAAUGCCGUCACCAAUUUUGACCUGAGUUCUUACAUAAGAUGUUUGAAGCCAAAAGCUGGCGACACCGUAGCCACUCAAGAACCAGAAGCAGUCACAGAGCCUCAGAACAUGCCGUUCAUGACCAGUAGUUACAUCCCAGCAGACGAAACAUCCUUCUCACACACCAACCCUUUUGCCUCUGACUAUCUGAACUCUCCGCGAAAGCAAGAAGUCACCCGAAGCAGCACCAAUCUUAACGCCGGCAGCAAGUCAUCUUCUCCCACUGCACUUGGUCUCCUCCUUCAAUCAUCAAUAUUCCGAGAGCUGGUUCAGAAGAACUCAAAUUUCUCCGAGGAUGACAGCACCGAUGGCGAGGAACCAAAGAACCAACCCCAGGCGGGUAGCGAUGAUGAGUACGGUGGAAUCUUCUAUGAGGGAACCGGCGACAAUCCAUUUGAUUGCUCCUCCACCACCGACGGCGACAAUCCAUGGAACAACAUUGCAAGCACGAUUUUGCUCAAUCAACCCACAAAGGCAAAUGCUUCGGAGACUCUAUUCUUCGUUUCUUAGAUGCAUGCGAAACAGAACAAGAACAUCUUCGUAUGGGAAGAAAAUUUUGUAUUAUUUGUUAGCAAGCAGAACUGGCGCAUCAAAUGUACAGAGUUCGAGAUCGAUGCUGCAUAUCGAUUUAAAUUAGACACCUUAAUAACGUCGAGUUUCUGCACCAACCACUUCCCUUCAAAUUUUUUUUGGCCAACCGACUUCCGCAAUCCGUGGAACCUAGUGUUAACUUGCAGCUG
Molecule: messenger RNA, 1569 nt
Organism: Malus domestica (apple)
Lineage: Eukaryota; Viridiplantae; Streptophyta; Magnoliopsida; Rosales; Rosaceae
Product: AP2-like ethylene-responsive transcription factor At1g79700
Biological process (GO): regulation of DNA-templated transcription
Molecular function (GO): DNA-binding transcription factor activity; DNA binding
Source: RefSeq, a predicted model, not a curated record